AUGCGGAAUCAUCAGGAGGACUCGCCGUCAUCGUCUAUAAACGGAGAUGAGAUCUUGGGUAUGGAAGAUGAUGAUGGCAUGGUGUUUCUCGAGGAAGUUGGAGAAAUCGAUUUUAACGAUGAUUACAAUGACGACGAGGAACCAGUGGAAGAGGCUUUAGAAAUGCAAGAAGACAAUUCUAUUUUCAUAUUUAGAGAGCAUAAUGGAUCUGUGUUUUGCUGCGAUAUUAGCCCUGAUGGUAAGCUGGCGGUCACGGGUGGGGAAGACGACAAGGCUUAUGUAUGGAGGAUUGAAGAUGGCCAGUUGGUUAUGCAAUGUCUUGGACAUAAGGAUUCUGUCAUCUUUGCCGGCUUUAGUUUUGAUGGCGCAUUCUUAGCAACAGCUGAUAUGGCUGGACUAAUCAAAGUUUGGAAAUGUGAAGAAGAGACCCAACAAGAAUCAUGGCCUGUUGUCUUUGAAUAUGAAGCACCGGACUUGAUAUGGGGCCUGUGGCAUUUUGGAGCUAGGGUUCUUGUUUUUGGAACAGUACCUGGUGAAAUAUAUGUAUUUAAAGUACCUUCAGGAGAAACUAAAGUCUUACAAGGGGAGAAUACCAAAGCGGAGUGUGGAAUGUUGUUCCACGAUGGAGUUCGUUUAGCUGCUGGUUAUGAAGAUGGUAUCGUAAAGAUUUGGGAUUUGAGGAAAGGAACAGUUUUACACCAAGUGCCUGCGCCAGUUCAUAAUAAUAAAGUCACAGCUAUAGACACUCCUCCCGAUGAUAAUAUUAUGGCAUCUAUUUCACAUGAUGGUAAAAUUGUGCUAACUACUCCAAAUAAUGGCAGGGUAGUCAGCCAGAUGACAGCAGAAGUAGACUUAGAAAUAGUUACGUUUUCAAAAGACCUUCAGUUCCCAUAUCUUGCCACAGGUACACUAACGGGAGCAGUAGACAUAUGGGAUGUACCUCGGAGAAUGAAGCGCCAUCAAUGUACGAAAGCUGGGUCCAGUCCCGGGAUCACCAGAAUGACCUGGGUGAACAGGCUUCUUGUCACAGGCUGUCUUGAUGGCUCCGUACGGGUGUACGAGGGCCGGACAGGCGAAGAGUGCCAGAAGUUCACAGGCCACCUAUCAGAAAUCCUAGAUCUACGUUAUAGCGCGAAAACAAACUUAAUAUUAACUGCCUCAGACGACGGAACAGCUAGGUUAUACAAAUUAGAUGUAAACAGCGGCAAUGACUAA
Molecule: messenger RNA, 1215 nt
Organism: Spodoptera littoralis (African cotton leafworm)
Lineage: Eukaryota; Metazoa; Arthropoda; Insecta; Lepidoptera; Noctuidae
Source: the annotation of a GenBank genome assembly